CUGUGCGCAUGUGCGAAGGUGUCCAAACUGACAAUGCUGGGGAGAUGAAGAUAGUGUGUAGCUGCUUCUGGGCUCAAGGAGGAGGAGAGGAAUCCACACGCCGACACGAUGAGAUCCAAGGCGAGGGCGAGAAAACUGCCCAAAAGUGACAGCGAGAUUGUAAAUAAUAUGUACGAGACCGACCCCGAUCUCCUCGCGGGCGAAAGCGCAGAGGAGGAAACAGAGGACAGUAUAAUGUCCCCCAUUCCCGUGGGACCUCCGUCACCCUUCCCCACCAGUGAGGACUUCACUCCCAAGGAGGGCUCACCUUAUGAAGCUCCCGUCUACAUUCCUGAUGACAUUCCAAUCCCACCAGAUUUUGAACUCAGAGAAUCUUCGAUCCCGGGGGCAGGGCUAGGGAUUUGGGCCAAAAAGAAGAUUGAAGUUGGGGAAAGAUUUGGACCCUAUAUGACAGGACAGAGGAGCACAUUAAAGGAAACAAACUUUGGAUGGGAGCAAGUACUGACUGAUCCUGAGGUGACCUCCCAAGAGGGCAAUAUAAAAAAGAUUGCUGACGACCUGGGCAAUGAGAAGUUCUGUGUGGAUGCUGGCCAGGCUGGGGCUGGCAGCUGGCUGAAGUACAUCCGUGUGGCCUGUUCCUGUGAUGAGCAGAACCUGGCUGUGUGCCACCUCAACGAGCAGAUCUAUUAUAAAGUUAUUAAAGAAAUUGAGCCAGGAGAAGAGCUCUUGGUGUGUUUGAAGGAAGGUGGUUAUUCCCUUGGGAACAUGGCGCCCAGCAUGGAAGAGGAGCCCUCGUUCCGCUGUGAGGACUGUGAUGAGCUCUUCCAGUCCAAGCUCGACCUGCGGCGGCACAAGAAGUUCGGCUGCAGCGCCGUCAGCUCCCUCUACGAGACCCUCAAUGACGAGAUCAAGCAGGAAGGUCUUGGAGAUGGACAGGUCUAUGAGUGCAAAGACUGUGAGAGGAUGUUCCCCAACAAAUACAGCCUGGAGCAGCACAUGGUGAUCCACACGGAGGAGAGGGAGUACAAGUGUGACCAGUGUCCCAAGGCUUUCAACUGGAAAUCCAACCUGAUUCGUCACCAAAUGUCUCACGACAGUGGGAAACGGUUUGAAUGUGAAAACUGUGUUAAGGUGUUUACGGACCCCAGCAACCUCCAGCGGCACAUCCGCUCGCAGCACGUGGGGGCUCGAGCCCACGCCUGCCCCGACUGCGGCAAGACCUUCGCCACCUCCUCGGGCCUCAAGCAGCACAAGCACAUCCACAGCACUGUCAAACCUUUCAUAUGUGAGGUCUGUCACAAAUCCUACACGCAGUUCUCCAACCUGUGCCGCCACAAGCGGAUGCACGCGGACUGCCGCACGCAGAUCAAGUGCAAGGACUGCGGGCAGAUGUUCAGCACUACCUCCUCCCUCAACAAGCACCGCCGCUUCUGCGAGGGCAAGAACCAUUACAGCCCCGGCGGCAUCUUCGCCCCCGGCCUGCCCCUGACGCCCACCUCCAUGAUGGACAAGUCCAAGCCCUCUCCCAACCUCAACCACGCCAGCCUGGGGUUUAACGAUUAUUUCCCGUCCCGCCCGCACCCCGGGGGCCUCCCGUUCUCACCUGCCCCCCCGGCCUUUCCCGCCCUCACCCCGGGAUUCCCGGGCAUUUUCCCACCCUCUCUAUACCCCAGGCCCCCCUUGUUACCGCCCACACAACUGCUCAAAAGUCCCCUCAACCACACUCCGGACGCGAAGCUCCCCAGCCCCCUCGGGAACCCGGCGCUGCCGCUGAUCUCCGCGGUGAGCAACAGCAACCAGGCCCCUUCCGGGGAGGAGAAAUGUGAAAGCAGCCUGGAAAACUCCUACCUGGAGAAGCUAAAAGCCAGGAACAGUGACAUGUCCGAUGGCAGUGACUUUGAGGAUGUCAAUACAACCACGGGCACGGACCUGGACACCACUACUGGCACGGGAUCUGACCUGGACAGUGAUGCAGAGAGCGACAGGGACAAAGCAAAAGACAAGAGCAAACAGAUGGAGACCAAGCCAGAUUUCGUCAGCAGCUCCGUGUCUGCGAGUUCCACCAACACCGCCAGCGAGAUCCCUCUCUUCUAUUCUCAGCAUUCCUUCUUUCCUCCCCCCGAGGAGCACCUGCUGCCCACCACGGGAGCAGCCAAUGACUCCAUCAAAGCCAUCGCCUCCAUCGCAGAGAAGUAUUUUGGGCCUGGCUUUAUGGGGAUGCAGGAGAAAAAGAUGGGUUCGCUCCCCUAUCAUUCCAUGUUCCCUUUUCAGUUCCUCCCCAAUUUCCCCCAUUCCCUCUACCCUUUCACGGAGCGGACCCUCAAUCACAACUUGCUGGUCAAGGCAGAACCAAAGUCACCCAGGGACCUCCACAAAGUAGGCAGCACCAGCUCGGAGUCCCCCUUCGAUCUCACCACGAAGCCAAAAGAGAUUAAGCCAAUCCUGCCGCCCCCGAAGGUGCUGCCAGCCCCGUCCUCAGGGGAGGAACAGCCACUGGAUCUGAGCAUUGGCAACCGCAUCCGAGCCAGCCAGAACGGAGGAAGAGAGCCACGGAAAAACCACAUUUAUGGGGAGAGGAAGCUGAUGGCAAGUGAAGUCUUACCCAAGAUUUCCCAGUCUCAGCUGCCUCAGCAGCCGUCCCUGCACUACGCUAAGCCAUCGCCCUUUUUCAUGGACCCCAUCUACAGCAGGGUGGAGAAGCGGAAGGUGACAGACCCUGUGGGUGCCCUAAAGGAGAAGUACCUGCGACCCUCCCCGCUGCUUUUCCACCCCCAGAUGUCAGCCAUCGAAACCAUGACGGAGAAACUGGAGAGCUUUGCAGCCAUGAAGGCAGACACUGGCACGUCCCUGCAGCCCCUUCCCCACCACCCCUUCAACUUCCGAUCGCCGCCGCCCACGUUGUCCGACCCCAUCCUGCGCAAGGGCAAGGAACGCUACACCUGCAGGUACUGUGGUAAGAUCUUCCCCCGCUCAGCGAACCUGACGCGGCACCUGCGGACACACACGGGGGAACAGCCCUACAGGUGUAAAUACUGUGACAGGUCAUUCAGCAUUUCCUCCAACCUGCAGCGGCACGUCCGGAACAUCCACAACAAGGAGAAGCCAUUCAAGUGUCACCUGUGCAACAGGUGCUUCGGGCAGCAAACCAACCUGGACAGGCACCUGAAGAAACACGAGCACGAGAACGUGCCAGUGAGCCAGCACUCUGGAGUCAUCACCAACCACCUCGGGACCAGUGCCUCUUCCCCAAACUCGGAAUCAGACAACCAUGCACUUUUAGAUGAAAAAGAGGAUUCGUAUUUCUCUGAAAUCAGAAAUUUUAUUGCAAAUAGUGAGAUGAAUCAAGCGUCAACUUUAGCAGAUAAAAGGCCAGAAAUCCAGGAUAUUGACGGCAAUUCCCAGUGUCAUGGAUUAGCAAAUGAGAAAGCAGAAGAUGUGGACGACGAAGACGAAGAACUGGAAGAGGAGGACGACGACAGCCUGACGGGGAAGUCCCAGGACGAGCCGGUGUCGCCCACGGCGGAGCCCCGAGGGGCGUUUGAGGAUGAGGAGGAUGAGGAGCCCACGUCUCUCACCAUGAGCUUCGACCACACCCGGAGGUGUAUUGAGGAGGACGAAGCCGCCCUGUUAGAUUUGGAGCAGAUGCCGAAUUUUGGGAAGGGGCUGGAUCUUCGCAAAGCAGCCGAGGAAGCAUUUGAAGUUAAAGAUGUGUUUAAUUCCACCUUAGACUCUGAGACAAUAAAACAGACUCUGUACAGGCAGGCUAAAAACCAGGCUUAUGCAAUGAUGCUGUCCCUGUCUGAGAACGCUCCCCUCCACACGUCCUCCCAGAACUCUCUGGGUGCUUGGUUGGACAUGGCAGGAGCAGCUUCAGAGUCGGGGACCUUUAACCCCAUCAACCACCUCUGAGAGGUCCUCAAGGCACUGGCCAGAGUCCAAGCGAGGCGGCAGUGGUGCUGCAGCUAUCCUUGCAAAAUCCCAGCGAGCAGAAGAUGGAUGAGAGGGCCUCAGGGAGUCGUCUGAACUUUGGGCUGAGAAGGAAACCUGUCGCAUCCGACCUACACGUCCUGCAUUUUUACCCAUCCAGAGUUUUCCUUUCUAAUUUAUCAGAAUGAACCUCUCCCAAGCUGGAUAACCCUGACGCAGCCCCAGGAUUUCACUGUCUAUAGGAACAGCAUGAGCAAGACAUGAAUUGCAACAGUGCAAUCAAAGAUUGGCCCCUCCAACCUUCCAAACCAGUGUCACUGAGCCAGUCCAGCCUGAGCAGGAACUGCAGCUCGGAACCACACGGCAGCAUUUCCUUCCCAUCCAGCUGAGCAGGGAAGUACUGAGGGAAGAGAGCCAGGGCUGGCCUGUCCCUGGUGCAAUUCUGACACAGUCACUGGAGUUAUACCAGGGAAGGGAAAUUCAUCCCAUUUCACUGACCCCCAAAAGAGAUCUGUGCUCCCACAGAAAUACCAUCCUGUCCUUUGUUCCCAACAAAACAUUGACACGGCACAAAGCUCCUCGGAGGUGAGGCCUGGAGUCAUCCUACACUCCGUGCAGGUCCCAGCUGGGACAUCUCCAGCCUGGAACGUUGCUGGGGUCGGUGUGUGGACGUGUCACACC
Messenger RNA from Pipra filicauda (Wire-tailed manakin), 4608 nucleotides. It is a transcript of the gene PRDM16, whose product is annotated as PR/SET domain 16. Gene Ontology annotation, cellular component: nucleus. Gene Ontology annotation, biological process: regulation of transcription by RNA polymerase II; positive regulation of reciprocal meiotic recombination. The transcript has 17 exons. The record is from RefSeq and is a predicted model, not a curated record. The coding region runs from base 109 to 3909 and encodes 1266 amino acids. Gene Ontology annotation, molecular function: recombination hotspot binding; histone H3K4 methyltransferase activity; histone H3K9 methyltransferase activity. Lineage: Eukaryota; Metazoa; Chordata; Aves; Passeriformes; Pipridae.